Messenger RNA from Scomber scombrus (Atlantic mackerel), 1374 nucleotides. RefSeq names its product ST3 beta-galactoside alpha-2,3-sialyltransferase 2 (gene st3gal2). NCBI's taxonomy places the organism in Eukaryota, Metazoa, Chordata, Actinopteri, Scombriformes, Scombridae. The record is from RefSeq and is a predicted model, not a curated record. Gene Ontology annotation, molecular function: beta-galactoside (CMP) alpha-2,3-sialyltransferase activity. The transcript has 8 exons. Bases 1 to 1374 code for a protein of 457 amino acids.
AUGAAGAAAAAGGAUUCAGAGAGUGCCAGUCAAGGGGUUGUCCCAGUCACGCUGACCAGGUCAGGAGGAGGUGGGCUGGGGACAGUGGCAGGCCCAGGGGUGGGGGCAUGGCCAUGGGGGGGCCGCAUCCCGUCCUCCACCCUUCACCGGGACAGGCGCUGGGGCUGGGGGUUCUGGGGCGGGGUUCCGUUCAGGGGAGCUCCCAGACUCUCCGAGCUGAGGCCCUGGCUGAGCGGAGGGGCGGCCGGGGCGGCAGGAGGCGGAGGUAGUAGCGGGGAAGGAGGAGGAGGAGGAGGAGGAGCUGAGAAAGGAGGCAGGGUGAGAUGUUCCCGCAGAGUCUGGGUUCUCCUGGCCUCGCUGGUUCUCGUCUUCCUCACCUCGCUCUUCUUCUCCGUCUCGCUCCGGGGAGGCUACGGCUUCAACUACCUGGAGCCCCCCGGUUGGGAGGAGUCGCGGCGGGUGAAGCUGGUGCCCAGCUACGUAGGCGCACACAGGCUGUCACCACCUGACACGCAGCAACAGAAGACGUGCGCCUGCUCUCGCUGCAUCGGAGACCCCGGAGUUUCUGAUUGGUUCGAUGAGAACUACGACCCAGAUAUCUCACCCGUUUGGACGAGGGACAACAUGCAGCUGCCCUCUGAUGUCUACUACUGGUGGGUGAUGUUACAGCCCCAGUUUAAACCCCACAGCAUCCAGCAGGUGCUGCUGAGGUUGUUCCAGGUGAUUCCCGGAAGGUCGCCGUAUGGCUCGUGGGAUCCGGGACGCUGCCUGCGCUGCGCCGUGGUGGGGAACUCCGGUAACCUCCGCGGGGCCGGAUAUGGGGCGACCAUUGACGGACACAACUACAUCAUGAGGAUUAACCUGGCCCCCACGGUGGGCUACGAGGAAGACGCCGGCAGCCGCACCACUCACCACUUCAUGUACCCGGAGAGCGCCAAGAACCUGGCGGCCAACGUCAGCUUCGUCCUGGUUCCCUUUAAAACGCUGGAUCUCGUCUGGAUCACCAGCGCUCUUUCCACGGGCCAGAUUCGAUUUACCUACGCUCCAGUGAAGCAGUUUCUCCGUGUGGAUAAAGACAAGGUCCAAAUCUUCAACCCAGCAUUCUUUAAGUACAUCCACGAUCGCUGGACCAGACAUCAUGGGCGUUACCCCUCCACUGGCAUGCUAGUGCUGUUCUUUGCCCUCCAUGUUUGUGAUGAGGUCAAUGUGUUUGGAUUUGGGGCGGACAGCCGGGGAAACUGGCACCAUUACUGGGAGCAGAACCGCUACUCCGGAGAGUUCAGGAAAACCGGCGUCCACGAUGCUGACUUCGAAGCCCAGAUCAUUCAACAGCUGGCCAAGGCCGGCAAAAUCACCAUAUUCCCUGGGAAAUAA